AUGAAGCAGUGUGCAGUACAAUGUCCGGAGUAUAUACCUAGACAAGCCCCCGAACCCCACCUUUAUCGCUUAUCGCGGGCCGAGAAGUCGAGGACGCCGAGUUGGAGCAGUUGGAGUCACCUCCUCCCCAUCCACUUGCCCAGCUCUCCAAACCAGUUCUCCAUCGUUUCAAUGCCGUCUCCAUCGCCCCCAAAAGCCCGUGGGGGAAGAGCACGCAUCUGUGUACACUGCGGUCGGAGUUUCCGCCGCACUGAGCAUCUGGAGCGACACAUUCGAACUCACACAAAGGAGAAGCCGUUCAUUUGCUUCUGUGGGGCAGCCUUUACUAGGAGGGAUCUACUCAAGCGUCACACGCGCAUAUCACACCAAGAUGGCCUGACCUCGCCCACUGCGCCGCCCGAACCAACGACAAAGACGGAAUUCCAGCCUGCACCUCACCCUGCAGGCGUCCCGUCGCAAUAUGACACACCAGCCAGAUCGGCUGUCCCCCUUGCAGGGCCAUCUGCCGUACACCAAUGGGCUGGCUCCCAGAACAUGCCUUAUUUAGACCAGAACCACUCUGCCGGCAUGCUCCCCGCCGCUGCUGCACCCCCAAACCCUAGCCUGGAGCCUCAUUCGGCCAUGGUCCCUGACGCGAACAUGCUUCAAGCGGCUCAGCUGCUGCUUCCCGGUGACUACCGUGCAACAGGUGCGUUUCCCCAAUGUGUUGCCAAGGCUCCUUGCAAGCCCUGCCAGCAUAACAUCUUCCUCGCCUUGGCAUGGGACGCAUGGAUUCACUGUUGCGUUCAAGACCCUCAAUCUGACUAUGAGAUAGCACAACCGAUGCCAUACUUACCUGAAGACCUCAAUCAUUUCCAAGAAUUUACCCAUUUCUUGGAUUCUAUUGGUUUGCCUGGGGAAUGGCUCCCCAGCGAAGGUGAAACAUCUCAAACCCAAGAGGUGGGCUUGGAAGAAGCUCAUAACCAAAGUCGAUCGGCCCAAGAACAGGAGCAUGAGCGGCGCCGAAGAAGCGGAGAAGGCUCUCGGGGAGACUCGCCAUUUCGAUCCUGGCUGCCGUCUGUUCCGAGGGGUGACCAAAGCCUAGGGAAUCUUUCUGAUUCUGAGCCACCGCAAAAUGCGCGAAGGAUCUCGCGGUUCAAUGUCACCGAGGAUCAACGCUUUCGGCUUGCGGCUUCUCUGGAAGAAUUUCGCAACGUGAUACCUGAUUUCGUAUUACCUUCACGUCAUACUCUAACCCGGUACCUCACGUCUUAUUUCGAAGGGUUCCAGCCUCAUCUCCCAUUCAUACAUAUGCCGACUUUCAAUAUCGCAGACCGCACCCCUGAGGUAGUUCUUGCAAUAAUGACGAUUGGAGCUCAAUAUCGAUUUGAGCAUCGCAACGCAGAGAGAAUCUUCCAUGUUUCCAAGGCCAUUCUCUUCGAGCGCAUGGCCAGAGAGCCUCGCAUCCCAGCCAAACCUGCCUACAGCGCAGUAUCCCAGGUCCCACUGGGAAUCUCUCCGUAUUCCAAUUUCGGGGAUCAAUCCCUGACACAACCUCAAGUAGCAGCGGAGAGAACCGCUGCAUGGAAACAGAUUGAAAUCACUCGCUGCCUUCUCAUAUUGAUGGGAUACUCCACGUGGGAGAAUGCAAGACUGGUGCAAGAAGCAUUCCAUAUCCAAGGCCUGCUGGUGCGACAACUGCGCGAGGGUGGGCUGACAGAAGACACAAGUCGCUCUGAUCCCCGCGCUCCCCUUGAUUGGCAUGAAUGGGCGGAUCAAGAAUCGAACCGUCGCACCAAGCUGAUCGCAUUCUGCUUUAUUCAUGUCCAUAGCAUUGCAUUCAAUGCAUAUCCAUCCUUGCGCAGUAAUGAGAUACAUCUGCGCCUCCCUUGCUCUACCAUGGAGUGGUCUGCAAACACUGCGGCGGAAUGGGAAGCUGCCCAGCAGGCGAGGGGUCCUCAGCAGCUGUUCUUCCAAGACGCAUUGACCCUCCUCUUGCAGAAGUCCCGGUCGGCAACGCCUUUGAACCCCAUACCAGCGCCUCUGGGCAAUUACAUCCUUUUGCAUGGGCUUUUGCAAAGAAUUCAUCUCGUUAGCGAGCUGUCAUUACCGAACGGGAAUCACUCAACCAGCCUUCCAACCGAAGAGCUGAAUAAAUUAGAACGGGCUCUUCGCUCUUGGACUUCAGUUUGGCAACAGGCCCCGGAAUCCAGCCUUGACCCGCACAAUGCAAAUGGGCCAAUACCUUUCACAUCCAGUGCAUUCUUAGGUCUAGCCUACGUCCGACUUUCUCUCAACCUCGGCCCCCACCGCCGUCUUGAAACUCGCGAUCCGACAAUCAUAGCCACGGCACUUCAUCGCUCGCCACGCCCAGAAAGAAGCUACCGCCUUGUGCCCGCUCUCAUAUACGCUGCUCAUGCACUAAGCAUACCCGUUCGCUUAGGUAUCGAUCAUAUUGCUCGCAGUCAAGCAUUCUUUUGGAGCGUGCGACAUUCCCUUGCCAGUAUCGAGUGUGCAGUGCUGUUAAGCAAAUGGCUUUUCACCUUAGCGGAAGCAGGCCCAGACCAGUCACUAAGUGAAAAUGAAAGUCGUAUCCUGCGCUGGACGCGGUGUAUUGUUGAGGAGGCGUACUCAUCUAUUGACACAGAGGAAGGUGAGGCACCGCUGGAUUUGGAGCCAGCUUCGCUUGGCAUGGCAGUCCUCAAGCUGUGGGCCAGACUGUUUGGGACAAAUACCCAAUGGCCUUUCAUCAAUAUUCUUGGACAAAGUUUGGAACAGUACAUAACUAUGAUUCGAUGCUAA
Penicillium salamii is the source of this 2781-nucleotide messenger RNA. The record is from the annotation of a GenBank genome assembly. Lineage: Eukaryota; Fungi; Ascomycota; Eurotiomycetes; Eurotiales; Aspergillaceae.